AUGAUUGUGAUAGUUAAGCUUGGAGGAGCAGCUAUUACAAACAAGAAAGGCGUGUGUGAAUUCGCACCAAAACAAGAUUUAGCCAUCUUAUUGGGUCAGAUAGCCACUGCUUAUCAAACCCUAAAAACAAAGGGCCAUCAACUUGUGCUUGUUCAUGGUGCAGGAAGUUUUGGACACCCACAAGCCACACAAUAUCAACUAAAGACAGGUUGGUCAAAUACUGGCCCAAGUCCUGACUUUAUUAAAGGGUAUGCUCACAUCCGUGCGUGUUUACAACAACUCAACAGUGCCAUGACCUCAGAACUGGAAGCACGUCAUGUACCUGUAUUGUCCAUGUCACCUAUAGACUACAUCGUCACUGAUGACUGCGAACAUACACCAGCAGACAAGUUUAGAUCAAUGGCAGAUCGAGUCAAGGAAUACCUUCGAUUAGGGUUUGUACCCAUGCUCCAUGGGGAUGCUGUACUAGACAUGGUGCGUGGAUGUACCAUUCUUUCAGGCGAUGUCAUCAUGUAUCAACUCACAAAACUAGUCUCUGAUGUAUCUCGUUGUGUGUUUGUGACAGAUGUGGCAGGUAUUUAUCAACAUGAUCCCAAGUUGAUUCGUCCUGAACAAGGCAAGAAUGAACUAUUACCUCAUGUCAUUGUGAAGCAUCAAGAUCAUCAUGUUAUUACAGACGUCACUGUAGCCGAUGUAACAGGCGGCAUGCAAGGCAAAGUAGCAUGGGCAAAGAAAAUUGUAACUGAAUUUGCAGAGAGAAAGGUAGAUGCUGUGAUAUGUCAAUCAGGAAAGACAGAAGCAUGGACCAUGAUGACAUUGGCAUAUCCUCAACAAGGAGCUCAAAUGACAUUAUUUACGUUUGAAUGA
This is a messenger RNA of Gilbertella persicaria, 867 nucleotides long. RefSeq names its product Aspartate/glutamate/uridylate kinase. The coding region runs from base 1 to 867 and encodes 288 amino acids. The record is from RefSeq and is a predicted model, not a curated record. Gene Ontology annotation, molecular function: kinase activity. Gene Ontology annotation, cellular component: cytosol. The transcript has a single exon. Lineage: Eukaryota; Fungi; Mucoromycota; Mucoromycetes; Mucorales; Choanephoraceae.